AUGGCGAUCGAGGCCGCGAAGCAGGUUGCAGACCCCAGCCGACAGAUUUCUGGGUACCGGGUUCAAGACGCCGUCUUCCUGGCGCCCAUCCCGGUUGAGGAAGACAGAUCAGAGGUGCAGCUGCAUAUGCGGCCGGACCAUGCCCACCCGGUUGACAAGUCAACGACUUCGUUCGAGUUCCGAGUCUAUUCCAUGAGCAAUUCUGGGUGGUUCGAAAACUGCCACGGAUUUGUCCAAGUGGUGUACGAGAACGACCGCAAUGGUGACCAGGAUGUUCGUCAUCGCGAGAACAGUUUCUUCCGAAAAAGAUUCGACGAAGCGCGGAAACAAUGCGUUCAUCCUGUGCCGAAGAAGCAGAUGUAUGAGAACUUCAUCAGUAACGGGCUCAUGUACGGCCCUUCUUUCCAAGGCAUGGACAACUUGUACUGGGAUGGCGGGGACAUUGCUGUUGGCGACGUUCGAUGCUUCAGAUGGACAGAAGAGCAGUCACAAAACGCCCGUCAAGCUCACGUAGCGCAUCCUACAACACUAGACGCGGCGGGCCAACUUUCCUGGGUUGUGCUGACGGAGGGCGCGACGAAGACCCUGGUCAAUGGAUUUGCGGCUACGCGUAUUGGAUCAAUGUGGUUGGCGAACUCGGGAUUUUCUUAUCCAGAGACCGACCACAUCCGAGUCUGGACCAAAUCCGUCUUCAAGGGGUUACGCGGCACGGACUGUUCUCUAUUCGCCCUGAACGAGUCUGGCGAAUUAGUCAUGGAAAUCUCGCAUUUUGAGACUACGACCGUUGGCGGGAGUGACACAGCUACGGAGGCGGAGCCCCCACGAGAGAUAUGUUACGACAUGGUGUAUAGACCAGACGUGUCUUUAAUGGACACUAAGCAGCUGUCAUGGGCUACAACACUUGAUGCCACUGUUCACGACGACAUGGAGCUCCGAGCGGCACGCUUCUAUCAGGAUCUAGAGUCCACACUCUUUUACCUGGCAAAAAAGACUAGGGACGCAACAAGGUCUCUCGAAUCGUCACAGAUUUCGAUGGAGCCACACAUCGCGCGAUAUGUGAGCUGGCUUGACCGCCAGGUCAGUAGAUAUGAGGACGGUGACCUCAAGGACAGGGGACAAAGCUGGGCCCACAACAUCAACGACAGCAGUGACAUGGACGCUCUGAUGGAUGACCUGGAGGCAACGAACAACAAAGGCCAGCUCUUUAUGCGGGUGGGGCGUGAGCUCGUUAAUAUUGUCCACGGCGUUCAGGAUCCCUUGGCCUUGAUCUUUGAGAGUGGGCUGGCCGAGCGUUACUACCAGGAACAAUGUGACGAGAUGCUGUGCUCCAAACAACUCAGCAAAUACCUCGCCCUUCUCUCUCACAAGAACCCGCACAUGUCUGUUCUUGAGGUCGGCGCUGGCACUGGCUCGAUGACGAACUGUGUAAUCGAAGGCCUCGGGCGUCGCUUCGGUCAAUAUGUCUAUACGGACAUUUCUGAGGCGUGCUUUGAAGCCGCCAAAGCAAGGUUCUCCACAUUCGAGUCCAAAGUGGCCUUCCGGCUCCUCGAUUUUGAAAGGGACGCAGUUGAGCAAGGCUACGAAGCAGAAAGUUACGAUUUGGUGGUGGCUGCCUGGGCGCUCCAUACCACUCGCGACCUGGCAUCGACGAUCCAGCAUGUGCGAAGGCUUCUGAAACCCCAUGGAAAACUCAUACUGGUAGAGUUUACCGAGCCUGAGAUCCUACGAAACAGUUUCAUCUUCGGCACGCUUCCGGGGUGGUGGGCUGGGCUCGAGCCCGACCGGCAAUGGGGCCCAUGUGUCCCGGUGCCCAGGUGGUCGGAGCUUCUUCUCGCCAACGGGUUUGAAAGUGUUGAUCUUGUGCUUCAUGAUCACUCAGAGCACAUUUCUCGCGAGACCGACAUAAUUGUUGCCACCCGCGAUGGUUCAGAAUGCUUGCCGGACGCUGCGCCGAGGAGGGGACCGGUCACGCUUCUUCUGGGCCGCGAUCACCAGCCACAGACGGCUGUGGCCGAGGGCCUUCGCCGUACUCUUGAGAAGCAGGGGGGAGUUUCCUGUCAAAUUGAGACCCAUAUCGACAAACCAUUGGCGCCAAACUCGACGUUGGUUUUCCUUGCUGAACUAUACGAGCUUUACCUCUCAGCACUGGAUGAGGAAUCUUUUGGAAGACUCAAAGAUCUCCUCGGCACUGCUAAGGUAGUAAUUUGGCUCUCUCACUCCUGCAGGAGCAGUGCCUCGUUCCCUGAUACUGAGAUGGUCAAGGGUCUUGCGCGGGUACUCUCCACGGAGAAUCCCAGCCUGAGAUUCGUGACUCUGAAAUUUGAGAGCUCCCCUCUGGAAGUGGAUACCUGCGUGCGGCUGGCCACCGAAGUAAUCACGACUGUACUGAGGGACGCAUCGUCUGAGACUUGCGAGUUGGAGUACGUCGAGAGGGAAGGGGCCCUUAUGAUCAACCGAGUAUACCCAUCGGACCAGUUGAACAGGGAGGUCCACACAAAGACCCGCACACUGUUGACGGACCGCAAGAUCGAGGAAAGCCCGCCCCUGGCUCUGAAGGUGCCAAACCCGGGUCUCCUUGAUUCACUGCGUUGGGAGGCUGACUCACUCGGAGCCCGGCCCGAGAAUAUCGGAGAUGACGAGCUCGAAAUCGAGGUGCAAGCCAUCGGUGUCAAUUUCCGCGACCUGCUGGUCGUAUUGGGCAAGUUCAACGCCAGCACGGUGGGCUGCGAGUGCGCAGGCGUCGUGACAAGAGUGGGCGCCCGCUCUGCCACCCGGUUCCAACCAGGCGACCGCGUGUGUGCAGGCGUACUGGGCUGUGCUCGCACGCUCGUGCGCUGCCAUAUGGAUCUUGCGGUCAAGGUGCCCCCAUACCUCUCAGUCGAGGAAGCGGCCGCCUUGCCAAUCACUGGAGUCACGGCCUACUAUUCCCUGGUAACGCUGGCAAACCUUCAGAAAGAGGACUCCAUCCUUAUCCACAGUGCUACUGGCGGUACCGGCCAGAUGGCCUUGCAGCUCGCACAGUCCAUCGGCGCCCAGGUCUUCGUGACCGUCGGCACGGAGGAGAAGCGAAAGCUUGUGAGGGAUUCGUUUGGGGUCCCUGAGGAGAACAUACUCUACAGCCGUGAUACGUCGUUUGCUAAGGAACUCCUCCGCAGAACCGACGGCCGGGGUGUGGAUGUUGUGCUGAACUCGCUAGCUGGCGGGGCUUUGCUUGCAUCCUGGGAGUGCGUGGCCCCCUUCGGCCGGUUCAUCGAGCUCGGAAAGGCCGACAUCCAGGCGAACUCAAACCUCCCCAUGUCGCGCUUCUUUGGUGAGAUCUCUUUCCAUGCUGUUGCUGUGGACUACAUCGCGGAGAACAGGCCGGCGCUUUUUCAGAAACAGCUGCAGGCUGUCAUGAAGUUGCUUGAUGACAAAGUCUUGAAGGUGGCGUCGCCAUCAAAUCUCUAUUCUGUGACGCAGAUCGAGAGUGCGUUCAGGAACAUGCAGUCUGGCAAGAACACUGGCAAGAUGGUAUUGACUCUGAGGCCCUCGGAUGUUGUUCCGACAUGGCUGCCACCUUCAUACUCGUGUCACUUGGACCCUACUGUCUCUUACUUGAUCGCUGGCGGUCUCGGAGGUCUUGGUCGUAGCACCGCGCGAUGGAUGGCUCAGCGAGGUGCGCGACACCUAAUCUUACUUUCUAGGUCUGGACCAAAAUCAAAGACGGCGCAGGAGUUGGUGAAGGAAUUAGAACAGGCAGGCGUCACCGUGAGAACGCCUCAGUGUGACGUGUCCAACAGCAGUGCUCUUAUCGCAGCUCUCGAUCAGUGCAAAGACAUGCCUCCUAUCAAAGGCUGUCUCCAAGCCACUAUGGUUCUGCAGGAUACGUUAUUCGAGAAAAUGACCUGGGACCAGUGGUCAAAGUCUAUCCAGUCAAAGGUCCCAAGCACAUGGAACCUCCACUCACAUCUCCCGCGGGACUUAGACUUCUUCAUCAUGCUGUCUUCGGCGGCCGGAAUCGUCGGGUCCAUGGGGCAGUCGAACUACGCAGCCGGGAACACCUACCAGGACGGCCUGGCAGCCCACAGGCUGGCCCUCGGCGAGGCGGCCCUGUCCAUAGACCUCGGGUGGAUGGGCGACGUGGGCAUCGUGGCCGAGAACGAGGAGCUGGCCCGGGGCAAGGGGGCGAUCGCCGACCUGGCUCCCGUGUUCGAGGCCGAGUUCCUCGCGCUCCUGGACCGCUACUGCGACAGGGACAUCCCGCAGCCACCAGAGCUCUCACAACUAGUCAUCGGCCUGGUGACGCCGGCGCAGUUCAAGAGAAAGGGCGCGGAGCCCCCGGACUGGCUCGUCGAGCGCCCGAUCUUCAAGGGCCUGCCGAGGGAUUCCAACGGGGACGGCAACGACGGCGCCCCGGCCGGCUCAGGCAGGUCGGAUCGCAACUGGGCCGAGGAGCUCGGCCGCGCGGCCUCGGCCACCGAGGCCGCCGCCGUCGUCGUCGAGGCGCUGAGGCGCAAGCUUGCCAAGGCCACCUCCAUCCCCCAGGACGAGAUCGACACGAAGCAGCCGCUUCACGUGUACGGCGUGGACUCCCUGCUGGCGGUGGAGAUCCGCAACUGGUUUGCAAAGACCUUGAAGACAGAUGUGGCUAUUUUCGACAUCACAGGACAGGGGAGCCUGGAGGAAGUGGCAGAGCGUGCUGCCGCUCAAAGUAGCCUGGUGACCAACAUUGAGGGAGUACUUUAG
This is a messenger RNA of Diaporthe batatas, 4725 nucleotides long. RefSeq lists its product as uncharacterized. The transcript is spliced from 3 exons. Gene Ontology annotation, biological process: secondary metabolite biosynthetic process; fatty acid biosynthetic process. The coding region runs from base 1 to 4725 and encodes 1574 amino acids. NCBI's taxonomy places the organism in Eukaryota, Fungi, Ascomycota, Sordariomycetes, Diaporthales, Diaporthaceae. Gene Ontology annotation, molecular function: phosphopantetheine binding; fatty acid synthase activity; oxidoreductase activity. The record is from RefSeq and is a predicted model, not a curated record.